Messenger RNA from Leguminivora glycinivorella, 1841 nucleotides. RefSeq names its product ran GTPase-activating protein 1 (gene RanGAP). Gene Ontology annotation, molecular function: small GTPase binding; GTPase activator activity. The record is from RefSeq and is a predicted model, not a curated record. Bases 95 to 1822 code for a protein of 575 amino acids. Lineage: Eukaryota; Metazoa; Arthropoda; Insecta; Lepidoptera; Tortricidae. Gene Ontology annotation, cellular component: perinuclear region of cytoplasm; cytosol; nucleus. Gene Ontology annotation, biological process: nucleocytoplasmic transport; signal transduction; activation of GTPase activity. The transcript has 13 exons.
AAAAAUUAAAAAAUAUCCGUUGAGUGCCUUUGGAGUGUAUUGUUCCGAUGUUUUAAUAGUUUUUACGAUUAUUUAUUAACAAUUAAGUUAUAAAAUGGCGACAUUUGAUUUGAAAUCGUUCAGUUCGGCUUUAAACGAAACAAAUAAAGUACAAAGUGGUGUUGAUUUCACUGGGAAAUCUCUUAAAUUGGACACUGAGAAAGAUGCCAAAGACAUUGUAGCAGCGAUCUCAGCAUGUCCCGACCUGUAUUACCUGACGCUGACCGGCAACACUCUGGGCGUGGCUGCUGCCGAAGCCAUAGCGAAGGCUCUGGAGUCUCACCCGGAGCUGAAAGUGGCGCGUUGGUCAGAUAUGUUCACCGGGCGAAUGAAGACAGAAAUUCCACCGGCUCUAAAAGCGCUUGGAGACGGUAUGAUAGCCGCUGGAGCCCGUCUCAAAGUCUUGGAUCUGAGCGACAACGCCUUCGGCCCAAUCGGUGUGGAGGGCCUCGCUAAACUGCUGCAGAGUGAAGUGUGCUCCGAGCUAGAGGAACUUCGUCUAAACAACAACGGUUUAGGCAUCACCGGAGCGCGGUUGCUAGCCAAGGCGCUGUCGUCGCGGCCUCCCAAGCUGAGGGUGUUCAUAGCGGGCAGGAACCGCCUCGAGAACGACGGGGCCACCGCCUUGGCACAGGUUUUUGAGAAAAUGGGCUCCCUCGAAGAAGUAGCUAUGCCCCAGAACGGUAUAUACCACGUCGGUAUAUCUGCCCUCUCGGAGGCGUUCAAGCAAAACCCGCAGCUCAGCUGCCUCAACCUGAACGAUAACACUAUAGGGCCUAAAGGCGCCGCGGCCGUCGCUCAAGCCCUACCCAGAUUAAAAAACCUGAAAGCCAUCAACUUUGGAGACUGUCUUCUGAAGAGUAAAGGAGCGAGGACACUUGCCAAAGCGUUCAAAGACAAUUCUACACUGCUAGAGUGCCUGGACUUAAGCCACAAUGAGAUCGGCCGAGCGGCGUGCAAGGAACUGGUGGACGCGAUUACAGUAUUACCAGACAGUGGCGAGAGGCUAUCACGAGUUGUACUAGCUGGAAAUAGUCUAGGCAACGCGGCGAGUAAAAAGGGUAUGAAGGCGCAACUCGGGACCGCCGGUGAACUCACGGAUGACGAAGGGGAGAGCGGGGACGAGGACGACGAUGAUGAUGAUGAAGGCACAGAAUCAGAAGAAGAAUCAGACGCAGAAUCAGAAGAUGAAAACACAGAAGAUAGCGCGACUGAAGACGCGCAGCACAGCGUCAACACUAGCGUCAACACAACAGCGUCAACAAACAACAUCACGCUUGACACGUCAGGCAUCGAAGAGGUGAAAAAUGACGUCGAAAGAUUCCUCAAAGAACCCACGCUAGAAAACCUGGAGCGGUUGGGUUCGAAUCCGGCUGAUGUCAUUGAAGCACACAUAGAGUCCACACAAGACACGGAAGAGCUCCUAACUCAAUACGUGAACGCGACGCUAUCCGUCGCCGGCCUGUCUCUCAACAGCGACAGCGCUGGCGACGCGGCGCAGCAACUCUUCGCGCGGACUAUCGCGGCCGCUAACAAGCGGGCCGCUAGCUGGCCGCUAACUGAGAGGCUGUUGAGAGGACUCGCGCUUAUCAAGUCAGAGGAGAAGGCACCAAUCCGCUGGCACCUCCCCGCCUGCUACGCCAGCCUCGCCCGCGCUCUGCCGCUUCAGUUCCCGGCCGCUCUACAGAGCACCCUGCGCUUCUUCAUCGGAGCCAAGCUGGCUAACCUGCCGUCGGAGCUGCGAGACUCGCUACAGCAGCACCCCGCGCUCUUACAGGACUAAUAUACGGCUAUUACAAUAA